UCAUCCACGCAGGUAAGCAUAAACUACCAGCCCCCGACGGUGGUGCCGGGGGGCGACCUGGCCAAGAUGCAACGAGCCGUCUGCAUGCUGAGCAACACCACCGCCAUUUCCAUUGCCUGGACCCGCAUGAACCUCAAGUUCGACAAGAUGUACGCCAAGCGGGCCUUUGUCCACUGGUACGUGGGAGAGGGUCUGGAGGAAGGAGAGUUCCAGGACGCGCGGGAGGACAUGGCGUCGCUGGAGAAGGACUACGGAGAAGUGGGCAUCGAUUCGGCGGAUCUGUACAAGAAGGCGGAAGAGGAAGAGUGAAUAUCCAGAAAGACUUGUUUAUUUUUUAUUACUAAUGUUGUGAAUAUAAACUAUGAAAUGUAAUACAUGUAAGAAAUCUAUUUUAAAUUCAAUUCGUCUUCCCUCCUAAUUAACGCUAUAAUUUCGCUUGAGACUUUGGAUUUUUAUUUCAGCGUGCGAGCAGGCCAUUCGCCCCACUGAAUUGGCGCUGACCAGCAAAGAUCC
Molecule: messenger RNA, 513 nt
Organism: Leucoraja erinaceus (little skate)
Lineage: Eukaryota; Metazoa; Chordata; Chondrichthyes; Rajiformes; Rajidae
Product: tubulin alpha chain-like
Exons: 1
Biological process (GO): microtubule cytoskeleton organization; mitotic cell cycle
Cellular component (GO): cytoplasm; microtubule
Molecular function (GO): GTP binding; structural constituent of cytoskeleton
Source: RefSeq, a predicted model, not a curated record